Amoebophrya sp. A25 is the source of this 592-nucleotide messenger RNA. The record is from the annotation of a GenBank genome assembly. Lineage: Eukaryota; Dinophyceae; Syndiniales; Amoebophryaceae.
UGCUGCUAUCAAGGAGGGGUCGCCCAAGGGGCGACCCCGGUUUCUUGUAUCAAUAAUCGUUAAACAUGUACUAGUGACAUGAAGAUCUUCGUAGACGUACUAGUACUGAUGUUGUAUUGAUGCAUCAACAUACAACAGCGUCGAAUUCUAAUAAUUGUAAAGAUUGUUCUGCAUGAUGGUCCAUUGUUUUCAUGCUGAGUAGCGAUUCGGAAAAGCAAAACAUACUAAAAAUUGCAAAAAAAUUUGAUGAUCAGCUCCUGUCUGGUGCCCCAUACAACCUACGACGUAUCACAUGAUCAUGAUGCCAUAUUGAGCCUAGAACCAGGGGCUUAGACCAUUAAUCAAAUAAGGCUUAGAUCAUCAUUUGAUUGUCUGAAAAAUAAAAAUAUCCGGUUAAUUUUUCGCACGUAUCCUAGGUUUAAUAUCCGCCACCACGCAAUGAUUAAUAGAGCACAGCUAGCACUUUCACUUACAGACCACUGUCCUUGGACCUCCUGCUUGAAAAUAUAGCCUCAACCACUAUAGUUUCGAAUAAGAAGUCUGUCUGUCGUGUCUGCGUGUACUAUUCACCGUACAAAAAUGACCACCACGG